Metschnikowia bicuspidata var. bicuspidata NRRL YB-4993 is the source of this 3513-nucleotide messenger RNA. RefSeq lists its product as uncharacterized. The record is from RefSeq and is a predicted model, not a curated record. Bases 1 to 3513 code for a protein of 1170 amino acids. Gene Ontology annotation, molecular function: GTPase activator activity. The transcript has 2 exons. Lineage: Eukaryota; Fungi; Ascomycota; Pichiomycetes; Serinales; Metschnikowiaceae.
AUGACCCUUCUGCCCCUUCCCAAUACGGCAUCUGAAACUAGACCCGCAGUGGAAGUGCCUGUGCCCGGCUCUGUGGUGCCUGGCGAGUUCCUGUUCAAGCUUAUCUCCGUGUCGUACCGUGAGGCCGCGUUGGACCUGCCAUCGUUCCGCGCGUCCGUCAACCACUUGGACACGCAGUUGCUGCAGACCGAGGACUGGUUCAUGGCCUUGGCCGACCUGUUCUUGAAAGUGCCGCAGAAGAUCGAGGAGUUCCGCUCCGUGUUUGCCAUCUUGGACCACUUGGUGCCUUCGUUCGUCCAGGACAACGUGCUCGACCAGGAGUAUAGCAUGGCUAUGUUCCAGCACUCGAGAAAAACGCUCCGCGAGCUCUGGGCCAUGGCGUUCUCGGUGUUUCGCAUAAACACGGCCACCAUCGAGCAGCGUAAGGCGGACUUUUCGCAGCACGUGCUGCGCUUCCGCCGGCUCAAGCGGGAUUUUGUACGUUGCCAGAAAAAAUAUGACCACUACUACCACACGCACAUGGGCACGCCCAAGUACAAGGAGCCUGCGCUUCUAUAUGAGGACCUGCGCCAGCUCGCGGGCGUGCGGCGCGAGUACAUGCUGCUCAGCGUGGAACUUGUGGCCGCCACACACUCCGUCACAGAGCAGAUCAACGGCACCAUUCUCUCGCUCAAUGAGCUUUUUUGGCGCGUCAAAACCGAGCACUUGACCGGCAGUUUCCUUGACGCGGCGCAGCUUGCGGACGUUUGGCGCACCGUGGUCCGCUUGCGUGCGUGGCAUGAGGCGUGUGUAGCUGCCAAUGGUAUGUUGGAUGCGCAGUUGGCCACAGCACGCCGACAGGUCGAGGCGCAAGUGGCCGCCUCGUGCCUGCCUGCGGAGUCCGAAACCGACUACCGGCCCGACUUGCUCAACGGCCGCGUGCUCCGCGACAUCGACGAGCCGGCUGCUGAGAAGCACGGCUAUGUGUGCAUGAAGACGCAGCCCGACCGCCAGGCGCGGCCUGUGUGGCUCCGCCGCUGGGCGUACAUCCGAAACGGUGUACUCGGCUUCCUCGUGCUCGCGCCCAAUGGGGAAGCCGUCCAAGAGUCUGACCGCAUAGGCGUACUUCUCUGUAGUGUCAGGCACACCCCCAACGAGGACCGUCACUUUUGCUUCGAGGUCAAGACCAUCGACUCCACCUGGGUGCUUCAGGCAGAGACUCUCCAUGAGCUCAAGUCGUGGCUCCGCGUGCUCGAGAACGCGCAGCGCCGCGUGGUGGACCCAGAUGACGCCAUGCACACGUAUCUUGCCGCCGCCAGCCGCCGCCUGGCGCCGCCCAUUACCGAGUUCCUGUCGCCCGAGCUCUCCAGUCACGGCUCGGCGCUGCCGCGCCGCCUCGCGCGCCUCUUGGAGCGUAACGCGGCAUUCUUUGAUAAGAACGUUCUCGGCUCCGUCGGCCGUGUCAACCUCCCGGUGGUGACCGCGGCCACCAAGAUGGCGCUAGUCGCCAGCAGCGUGGCCGCAGGGCCAUACGAUCCUCCCCCUGGCGCGGACGCCAACCUCUGCGGCUCCGUGAGUUGGGCGCUCCGGGCCACGGCGCAAGUUUCAGCGCGGCCCGUUGUGGUGGAGCCAUUGCAGCCAUCCCAGACCAGGCAAGUGGGCUCCGGCAUGCGGCUCCCAAAGAACUUUCCUGAUGCGUGGGUAGCCCGUGACUUGCAGAUGCGAGCGCUCUUUGGCGAAGCUGUUGGGCCGCACGAACACUGUCUUGUGGCUUACAACUGCUUGGUGGUACCCAACGACAGCCACGAACUUCGCGCCACGCACUACGUAACGCAGGCCCACUUGUACUCGUACGUGCACACACGGGGCUUCGUGGCUAUGACCAAGAUCCCGCUCAACCGCUUCGUACAGGUCUCUUGCGAGCAAUCCACCAAGCACGACACACUCCGCUUGGUCUUGGUGCAUGGCGUGCUCGUUUUGCGCCUGUAUUUCGACGACGGCGUGCUCCUCGCGCGCAAGUUAAACUUUCUCUUCCAGAAUUUAGCGCGCAGUGUGCCUUUGACAACCCUCGACGUGAUUGCCGAGGUGGCAGCUAUCGAUGCUGCCCAUCAGGCCGCUGCCGUGCAGCCUCAUGACGCGCCCGCAGCUAUACCGCCUCACUUUGCCUUCGUGGCCGGAGGCCUGCCCCUGCCGGGCAGCUUUCAGGAGGCAGCGUCCUUUGCCAAUGAACUCCCACUCAUGGCCCAGAAAACCGUGCCCUUGCCACCCAAGGCCGUGUUUCACGUGUUGUGUGGUGCUGAGUCUGAGAUUUUGAAUGUGCUCACAGCCAUGGUCGAGGUUCAGUUUAGUGAGCGCAGUCCCUGGAAACAGGCGCCGAACGGCCAGCCCGGCUUGAUGCGAGACAAUCGCUCUGCGUUCCGCUUGCCCUCGGGACAGCAGGGCAGCAUCACUGUCUCCCAGCAUAUCGAGGUGCAAGCGGAUAACGAAUUCUACAGUAUCAAAGUCACCAAGUCUGCGUUGAAGGUUUUCUGUGGGCCGCGGCUUCGGUUUGAAGCUCGCAUCACCAUCCACAAAAUGGAGGCCGAGCGCGCCGUUGUGCGUAUAUAUGGCCGGCCAAUCAUUGACGAAGCGCCCUUGAAGAGUUUUGUGGCCAGCCGUCUGUGCAAUAUGUUCGUACGCGGCUUCACGGCGCACGUAUUCCGCGAACUCGAUGUGGCAUGCGCCAUCAUUGGCCAAAAGGGUCGUGUCCUCAAAGCCGUAUACUUCUAUGGCAAAAUAGUUGUUGCCGACGAGCGCUACGAGCCAGUGGUCUUGGAUCCAGUUCCCAUCGGCCGCUACGGGCUCAUCAGUGUUUGCCUGAAAAUCAUGGUGGCUAACGCUUUCCGCACGCUUGCGGCCUGGGGUCUCGUGGCGGGCGGCAUGGCCCGCCGGAUGCUCCACGCGCUCUCCCUUCACGCAGUGCUCAUUGCAAUUGUAUUGCUAUUGACGCUAUCUAAUAUGUACCUCGGUGCGGUCAGCGCCCGCAACUACUGGACAUCUCGCCAAUCGCGCAUUCUUGCCCACGAUCUCUUGAGCAUGGAGCCCAUGCAAAUCCACCGCGCCGUAUACUUACAGGACAUUCAGGACCUUGUAAGCGAGGACUUGGCCCUCCAGAGCGACUCCGCGUGCUUCCAGACCUUCCGCAAUCAAUCCGUGGUGUUGAACUUUCACGGAUUCACGGGCUGGAAUGACGUCUUUCAGGACACGCCCAUUGCUGUAAAACGGCAGCGCUUAUCCGAGCGCUUGCGCGACAUUGCGUCUAAACGAAACGACUUGCUUGUGAGCUUGAGGUUGCUUCACAAUCUAGAGGAAGAAGAGGCCAGGGCCGAGUGGCGCGACUGGCUCAUGGACGAGUUGGAUACGUGCAGUCAAAUCAGCAGCUUGAACCUCCUGAAACAGGCCGGUGCCGCUGGGGACGGGCUUAGAAUGAAGUCACUCGGCGACUACUGUGACAGCUGCGCCUUGGAAUUGUCUGCUAUCCCCGCGUCUGUGUAG